Messenger RNA from Marchantia polymorpha subsp. ruderalis, 6779 nucleotides. The record is from the annotation of a GenBank genome assembly. NCBI's taxonomy places the organism in Eukaryota, Viridiplantae, Streptophyta, Marchantiopsida, Marchantiales, Marchantiaceae.
AGCAGAGCAGCUCCAGAUAUUGCACAAAAUGCGCUCCGCUUCGAAGGAGCCAAGCGAUCUCAAUUCUCGUGUAAAAACUCGAGUUCUUUGUAGGCUGAGAAACUUCUCACUUUUUAAAGAGGACGGCUCAGCUCUUCGACUGCACACACACGUCGAAGAUUUGGACUCGAUUAGCUUCCUCCUUGACACAGCAGUGUUGGAGGUCCAAUUUUCGUGACUCGAGCGCAACUGCGUAACUGGUAGGAACCAGUGCGUGGAAUGCGAAUGCUCCAUGUAAAAUAUUCAUAAGCAAGCCAGUGGCAGAAGGAGGAACGACGUGUUGGUAGUAUCCCUGACACAUUUUUCUGGUCUGGAAGAUCGAGGCGAAUGCGGUAUGCUUUGUAUCCUGAGGUAAUUCGCCCUUAAUGUCUUCUCGACUACAAGAUGUCAGUGGAUUCGUUGUCGUCGGGGGAUCGGCAGAUUGCUCGUAAAGUCUUUCAGGAAUUUGUUCCAAUGAGCGAUACACGCUUGUAAUUGGACCGAUCUAGAAUGGGGAUAGCAUAGCUGAUUUCUGGAGGUACUCGAAGUCGAUGACAGAUCUCAGACGUUUCCUGCAUUCAAAAGCUAAUUUGCAACAAAAAGCCCACCCAGAAACUGGAAGCUUAUCAAAAGUAUUUCAACCAAGGGAUAAGCACAAGUAGGAUUAGCAGAAGAUGCACGAAGUCGGACGAGAAGCUGGCUCAUUAGACUCGAUGGCAAGAGAAUAAACACAUGUAACAAAACACAAGCGACAUCAGAUCCAGGAUGUCGUCGAAGAAGCGAAAGGACCGUGGGGAGGAUGAGGGACAAGGGCAGGCAGAUGCACCUGCACCAGCAGGCUCUGGGGCGAGUGGCGGUGGCCGGAGUCCAGCUCGUGCCACCGGAUCUCCGAAAUCCGGCGGCCCGUCCGGUCGGAGUCCGAGUAGAUCACCGAAAGCCGUCGAUUCUGCCGGGCAGCCGCAGCCUGCGAGUCCAGGAAAAAGUGCUCCCGGCAAAUCUAAGAACGCGGGUCAGGGUUCGAGUGCGUCCGGAGGUUCAUCACCCGCGUCCAGGAGCGCGGGUCCUAGUUCUGGCAGGACCUCGGGUCAGUCCACACCACGAGCUGGAGAUGUAGAUCCUGGAGAUGGCUCACAACCUCCACCGAAGAAGAAGCAGAAUUCAGGGCGGAGUUCAGGCCAAGCCACACCUCGAGCUGGUAGCCCUGGGCAAGCACAAGCGAGUGGUUCCGAUCAGCCAUCGCAAACACAGAUGUCUGCGGGAGGGGCAGCAAACCCAAACCCUGAUGCUGGGCUCAUUCCAGCACUUCAGACUGCGUCAAUAAACCCUGGCUCUGACCCCCAGGCCUUCCAAAGCUUCCGGCUGACCGAGCAAGAAGUACGUCGUGCCAUUGAAUGUGCUACAGUUCAAAACCUGGCGACAGGAGUUCCUCAGGCGAUACCAAGCGUUGCAGGUGUACCUCAAUCAGCCAAUUGGCUUGAACAAGCCUUGAUUAACGCUCCCAAUAAACCGCUCGACGAGGAUCUUGGCGGGCCUCCAGAACUGGGAGAAGAAGAUGCCGAUUGGCUUGGAGACUUGUUGUCCGAUGACGAUGAAAAGAAAAAGAGACAAGAUGGCGGAUCUCCUCCUCAAUUAUUUGUCCCUACAAGAGUUCUUCCACCAGAAGGCCAAGAAUCAGAAGAUGAUCUCAUGAACUUGAAUGAGAUAUUGAAUCAGCGCCCAGACCUUGAAAAUCCCGGAGAAGAUACCCUCAAAUUUCUUGAACUGAAUGACUUACCCAAGCCUGGAGAUCCAACUUGGGAGGAAUUUUUGGAAUCUCGACGUCCAGCUCCAAUCAGAACACCAGACCGUAUUAACACGGAUCAGCCUGCACAAGAUGGAGUUAGACAGCUGACUGUCGACGAGAUUCUUGCUCUUCGUACACCGUUUAAUCGAUCGGGGGAUUCUCCUGAUGCGCAAUCUGCAGACACGUUACAUCCCACAGACGCCCAUAAACUUCGGUUAUUGGACUGGAUGCGGUACCUCGUCGCAGCGCAGCGUAGACCCAGAUAUUUGGACCGACCUGAGCAAGGAGAAAGAUUACUGAAAGUUUUCGAAGAAUUCGAUAAGUCCUUCACGGAUGCCAGUCAACAGCUGAACGUACUACCAACUGUCGAACACCAGGAGAGCUCGAAUUCCAUUCGCCUUAAGAUCUGGAAGGAACAGCGACAGAGAACGCCUGCCAGACAACUACGCCCACUACCUUUGACUCAUUAUGAAGGGCAGAUUAGUGAAUGGGCAAAAUAUCUGGAGACAAUGAGAGAUACUCCUCUACAAUUCGAAAGCAGGGAGAGCAGAAAUUCGUUCGCCAGUAUACUGCGAGGACUGAGGAUGGAACUUCUGAACACCAUCAAAACAGUGUUCGCCGAUUAUAUUAAGCCACCCGAUCCUCCCGCCGCUCCUCCCGCCGCUCCUCCCGCUGCUUCCGAUCCCGCCGCUCCUCCCGCUGAUCCCUUCGCUCGCCCUCGUCGCGGUCGUAAGGCUCGUCCCGAAGCCCCUGCACCCGCCAAUCCUUCACCUGGUCCUCCCGCUGUUCCUCGGGGUCCUCCCUGGUCCCCUCCUCCGGGGCUGUUUGUGGUAAAUCCAGCGGGUAGUCCUGGUCAGGGGGAUGCUGCAGCACAGCAAGCAGGCUCGGUCCAAGGGUCAGAAAAUCCAGCGGGUAGUCCUGGUCAGGGGGAUGCUGCAGCACAGCAAGCAGGCUCGGUCCAAGGGUCAGAAAACCCAGCGGGUAGUCCUGGUCAGGGGGAUGCUGCAGCACAGCAAGCAGGCUCGGUCCAAGGGUCAGAAAACCCAGCGGGUAGUCCUGGUCAGGGGGAUGCUGCAGCACAGCAAGCAGGCUCGGUCCAAGGGUCAGAAAACCCAGCGGGUAGUCCUGGUCAGGAGGAUGCUGCAGCCCAGCAAGCAGCCUCGAUCCAAGGGUCAGAGCUCGGGAUGAAGAUUGUGGACUGGUCGUUGUACAUCUGUGCAAUGAGGUUUACAUGGCAAAGGCUGUCGGGCAGAAUCCAGCCGGCCUAUGCCCGAGACUACUACUCUGCAUUCACAGAGCUGCACAACCACCUGAGGCCUGUGAUGAGCAGAACUCUGACUCAGCAAGAGUCCAGCACGACUCUGGAAGCAAUGGGAUUGAACGGGUACCGCAUAGACUAUCGACGUCGACUGCGAUCGUCUACGCGGUUGAUAGCUCUCCUGCACGCAGAGCACGACUUGAUGCUGCUGCAGAAGGCUGACAUGUGGUAUUUCUCCUCCUGGAUCCAGUACUUGGCCUCGCUGGCCUUAGACAGCCCGGUUGUCGUUCCCGGCAACCGGAUACAGUUCCUGAUCGUAUACCACUCUUUCUACGACGAAAUGUACGACACCGCCUGCGCACUCCUGGGGAGACCCCUGGGUAGACUUCUGGAUGUGGAGCCCAUACGUCACGGCUUGGACUGGCAGGGAAAACGGCGGGUUGUGGAUCAAGCUCCGGCCGGUGCCGCACCGAUGGAGGUCCGCCAGUCGUCGCCAGCCGAUUCGCAGUCCGAGUCGGACGGACCGCCAGGGACCGUAGGUCCGAUUUUCAAUCCUGUAUUUGGGAGAAUGAGGAUGCCAGACAGGAAGCGACGAUUAGAGGCUGAGAAAAUUGCUAAACUAGCUGCUGAGAACGAUCCCAGAUCCUUGAAUCACCCCGCCGUGGAGGCCCGAGUAGCGCCGGAGUACCGAGAGACGACUGUGGUGACACUCUUCGAAACUGUGGAACAUCGAACCAAAAACUUCAGGGCAAUGGGGGACGCACGAGCACGAGCACGAGCAAAUAAUGAGGAGGAGGCACAAAUAGGUGUUCCCCGAUAUUUGACUGCAGAACAGGUGGCUGACCAGCAGGAGUAUCACAAUCUGUUCCUCCGAGAACUGAAGAGAUUGGAGAUGGACGUUUCGCUUGCCGUCUUGGGAAUAGCCAAGUAUCAGCAUAUGCCUCUCCCCCUGCAGAAUGACCUCAGAUUUUACAUCAUCGCCUACCACAAAUUCAUAAAAGGUGAAGUGGAUCAUUGUCACCACCUAUGUCCUCAAACUCUACCCGCGGCAACCUGCAACUGCUAUUCUACAAAGUUGGGCCCUUUAAAUGCUUUCAUAGAUCGCCAACUUUUGCACAAAAAAGCAUUGGACAUGUAUGUAAGAGACGUGAGUAAACUACUUUUUGAUUGGUGUCAUGCAAAUAAUGUUAAAACACUUCGUGUUCCAAAAUAUGUGGAAGAAGCUUUCAGAGAAUGGAAUGAAGUUCAUCGUAAAAGGACAAACGCUUCACUCCAAGAAUGGCAAGAGCUUAGUAGGAAGACUGGAAUCCCAAUGAAACAGAUUAAAGUUUCAGUACGAGGCUUUAAAAGAAUGAUUGCCGGUGAAAGAAGAACAGAUCCAGUAACAGGUCUUAGCGUCCAAGCACAACAAGCAAAUGAACCAGAACAGCCCCAACAAGCUGCACAACCAGAACGAAUUGCACCACGACAGCCUCCUUGGGUUCAGGAAGUUGGAACUCAAGUGUACAAUUUUUUAAAAUCUUGGGCAGACGAACAUCGAGAAUAUGCGUUUCCGAUUGACAUUGAAAUGGACCAAUUGACGAAAUAUACAGGAAUGACUAAGAGUCAAGUUGGCAGAUGGCUGAAGGACUAUCGAGUUGUUAAUAAUUAUUUCAGUGUUUUUUCUUGUUCUAUCCAGGCCAAAUUGAAUAGGCAAGGUAACGGAGAAGGAAUGGGCCCAAGGUAUGCAUUAGUAGGUGCUCCAAUUCAGAAUCCUCAGAUAAAUUUUUCUCGUAAUCGGAGGAACAACAAUGGGAAUCGUAAUAAUGAGGCGGAAAGAAAGGCAAAGUCAGAUGAAGAUGUGGUCAUGGCAGAUCCAGCCGGUCCAGCCGGUCCAGCCGAUGCCCCAUUGCAGCCUGUAGAGGAUGUGGUCAUGGCAGAUCAAGUCGAUCCAGGCGAUGCUCCAUUGCAGCCGGUAGAGGAUGUGGAUUUGGAUAUGGCAGAGUGGCAGGGUUUUAUAGAAAAUAAUCUCAAAGAGAACGAGGAAAGAUUCCGGAACGAUGCUGCGUACCUGGACCAACAGGCGAUCCCUCAGAGGAAUUAUGUCAUCAACGAGGAUGGACAAAUAGUUCCAGUCGAUGCAGGCGUCGCGCAGCAAAUUCAACCCUUGGUCCAACCAGGACAAGCGUCCCAACCAGGCUCACCGGCACGAGGAGGCGGACCCGCGGGUGCCGUCGAUCCCAUACUGCCGGACAUUCAACCGCGCCCACUGGGAGACGGGGGCGGACCCGCGGGCGCAGUCGAUCCCAUACUGCCGGACAUUCAACAUAGCCCACUGAGAGACGGGAGCGGACCUGUGGGCGCAGUCGAUCCCAUACUGCCGGGCAAUCAACCGCGCCCACUGGGAGACGGGGGCGGACCCGCGGGCGCAGUCGAUCCCAGACCAGCGGAUCCCGAGCAAAACCCUCUGGAUGGCGCGCGCGGUGAGAUCCAAGCCUUGAACCAACAGGGCCAGCUGCCGCCGGCCGUUGCCGCGGAAGCGGUGGCCAAUAUCGACAACCAGGGGGCCGCAGGCCGCAGGGCGGACGACGAUGGGGAGAAUCUCGCGGAACUCGCGAAUGGCGCGAUUAUCGACCUAAACGCUCGAGAACGCAUAUUGACAAACAAAUGGGAGCCCCUUCUCGCCCACGAGACGGACCUCCGCUUGCGCUAUACGUCGCUGAUCAAUUACGCAAUUUUCAAAAGCCACGCAAAAAAUUUUCUGCGCGAACGGAGCAACGAAUUGAACAAGCUCGUCGUAUCUCACUUGGCCUUUUCAAAGCGUACUCCUGUUCAUACGUUCGUGGAUUGUGUGGAUGCAAACGAAGUGCGUGCGUGUUGUUACGAUAAAAGAUAUGGUGACAUAGAUAUCAUUCAAGGGGAGAAGGAACGACUGGACGCUAGCUUCCAGAGAUUUGAUGCGAUGAUUAUCAGAUGGGUGUCAAUUUAUUGCAAUACUAUUGACAAAAGAUCCAGAGUUACGUUACCAGGGUUUGUCGUCCGCUAUCUAGACGCCUGGUGCAUCCAGCAUCCAGAAGUUGGCGUUGUAACCCACGAAGACUACACUCGUUUUGAAAGUGAGGUCGGCGUACAACUCAGACAGGGAUCGAGUUUUUUAAGGUUUUGGAGACAACAAUGCGUGAAAAACAAACGAGCAAAAGCAGCAGGGGCUAAGAGGGAGAUACAAGUAUUUCAAACCAAUUGGAUGAAAGAAUGGUUUGAACAAAAUUUGAAUCGAGCAUACAUUACCGUUGAUAAUUUACGAGAGUUGACGCAGAACACGGGUUUGACUAGAUCACAGGUAAUAAGAUGGCUUAAAAAUAAGAGAUUUAUCAACAAAUUUAGAAGAAUUGAACGAAAUGGGAUUUAUUGGAGAUUCCGACCUUGGCAGCCUGGUGACGAACUUAAGGAGAAUUUAGCUUAUAACACGAACCUGGGGAAUCCAGGAGAUGACGAAGAUCCUCAAGAAGAUGUCCUUGCUGCUGGCUAGUUUUACGAUUUUCACUUCUUAAAUCAUCUUUAAAAAUAUUUAAUCUCUGAAACCAAAAAAAACUGGAGGUGUUUUAAUCUUUUCAUUUUAUUUGACAACAAAAAUUUUACAUGAAUUUGUAAAUUUUUUUGUUCGCUUCUUUGUAUAGACUCGUAUUUCAUUGAUUUUGUAAAGCUGAUCUUAUAUGCUUCUAUAAAUCGAAUAAUUUUGCG